Messenger RNA from Scheffersomyces stipitis CBS 6054, 999 nucleotides. RefSeq lists its product as uncharacterized. NCBI's taxonomy places the organism in Eukaryota, Fungi, Ascomycota, Pichiomycetes, Serinales, Debaryomycetaceae. The transcript has a single exon. The record is from RefSeq and is a predicted model, not a curated record. Bases 1 to 999 code for a protein of 332 amino acids.
AUGAGAUUGACUACAUCCGCUGCCAUCGCUGUGUUGGCCUACACUUCGGCAGUCAGCGCCGCUCCUGCUCAAGUGGAAUCAUCGCAAAAUGCUCUUCAAAAGAAGCAGGAGAUUAGAGAAAUGGCUGAAAUCAUGGCCAUCAUGGAAGCCCACAAGAGAGAACUUGGUGUCGAAGGUAUUGAGUUUGAAAAAAGAGAUUACCAGAUUGUCACUGACGUUCUUGCUGCCAUUAACCAGACCCAGUUGGCUCCACAAAUCCUUAAAUUCCUCGCUACUGACUCCAGAUUGCAACCUAUUGUCAUCAAUGGCAUUAUUGCUGUCAUCAAAUCUGGUCUUAUUAACUUGCCAGCCUUGUUCGACGCUUUGGAUGAAUCCAACUUGGUUGGUAAUGUCAUAGAAGACCUUAUUUCCGAUUGUAGUCUUUAUGUGGAGUUGUUCAACGCUGCCAAGGGUGUCAUUUCCAACUUGGCCAACAUAGUCAAGGAUAAGAUUGCUUCGGGUAUCAGCAGUUUGACUUCCAAGAGAGAAGUUGCUCCAUACCACUACGACAUGUUGAACGAAAAGAGAGACUUGAAUGAUGUUGUUGUCAACUUGUUAGACUCUUUAUACCAAUCUGGCUUAGCCAGUUCUGUGGUCAAGUCCGUUCUUACCGACUCCAGCUACAUUCCAUUUGCCGUAAACUUGAUCAAGGCUGUAUUGGCCAACAAUGCUUUGAACCUCGGUUCUCUUGUUGACGCUCUUAAGGAGUCAGGUUUGGCUGUAGACUUGUUGAAGCAAAUCUUGACAGUCAACACUUUCCAAACGGUCGUAACCAAUGCAUUUGCUGCCUUCGCUGGCACAUGUGCUGGUUCAUCUGCCCCAUCUACUGGAGGUUCCAGUUCUAGCGGAAGUGGUUCUUCUGGUUCCGGAUCGGGUUCAAGCUCUGGUGGAACUACCGUUAGCAGUCCUUGUAAGAGAAAGGUCAGAAGAAGAAGAAGAAGAAGAGCCGUCAACUACUAG